UUCCAAAUUAGACUUCCAAUGGGAGACGACAUCUUCUCAGUUAAGGUUUUUUUUUCCCGUCUUAGAAGUUAGAACUUCUCAGCCAAGUCUUCACCAAGUUGUUUUUGUCAACUUACCGGCUAAGUAAUGCCACUUCCACUAUAUUAGACGAGAUACGAAUUUCUCCUUGGUAGAGAGAAAGGGGCUGAUCGUUCACACACAAGUUUGUAAUAUGGCACAAGAAUCAACCUCUGAUCUUAUGUUUGUGGAUGAUUUUUACUUCUCGUUACUCUUUGAUGAAGAAGAAGAAGAGAUUUUGCCUGUGUCGGAUGCCAAGUAUGCGGAAGGGUUGCAGUUCCAAGAGGGUGUGAUGGGCGACCUCAUCACUUCUCAAAUGGCAAACACCGGGGCCUCGUCAUCGCCGACAAUCCAAGCAAUUCAUCCGACCCCCAACCCAGAGCACGAGGAGGCAACAAAAGAAGCCGGAGAAUCAUCGCAUUGCUUCUGCGACAUUUGCGUGGAGAGGAAAGACGACGACCAGAUGUUCAGAAACGAGGGAUGCGUUCACUCUUUUUGUUCUGACUGUAUUAUCAAACAUGUUUCCACAAAGAUCCAAGAUGGCAUAACCGUUGUUUCUUGCCCCGGGUUGGAAUGCGAGGGUGUCCUGGAAUUCGAUGAUUGUAGGCCAAUGCUUCCCAAAGAAGUGCUGGAAAGGUGGGACGAGGAGCUAUGCAGAGCGCUGUUUGCAUCUGAGAUGAUGUUUUACUGUCCUUUCAAGGACUGCUCUGCCAUGUUGGUGAAUGAUAACGGGGGAGGAGAUGUGAUUAGAGAGUCGGAGUGUCCAUUCUGCCAUAGAUUGUUCUGCGCACAGUGUCAAGUCCCCUGGCAUCCAGGGGUAGAAUGUGAAGAGUUUCAGAUACUAAAUGAGAGUGAGCGAGGAAGAGAUGAUCUCAUGCUGAGGGAGCUUGCUCAUGAGAAGAAAUGGAAGAGGUGUCCCAAUUGCAAAUACUUUGUGGAAAAGACUGAAGGUUGUUUACACAUGACUUGCAGGUGUGCAUUCCAGUUCUGCUAUGGAUGUGGAGCAGCAUGGAGAAGCGAUCAUGGUGGUUGCCAGUGAGAGGAUGUUGUUCUAAAAAAAAGUGGUUAUAUUAGUAUGGAUAUGUCCAGUACUCUUUUAUGUUGAUGGAUCUUAAUAUUGACAGGAAAUGUUUGUACUGGUGUCAGGAUGUUUAUUUUGCAAGACAUUAUUAUGGUUUGUAUAUGCCUUCUGCGAUGCACAAAAGUGCCCAGUCAUUCAUAUGAGGAGGACUUGAGCAGUAUCAAUCAGUAAAAUUAGCAGAUUCAUGUCAAGGAAACAUGAAAUGUCUCCUACUGUUUGUUUGUACGAGUAGAGUGUUCAAAUUUUGCUUU
Molecule: messenger RNA, 1389 nt
Organism: Corylus avellana
Lineage: Eukaryota; Viridiplantae; Streptophyta; Magnoliopsida; Fagales; Betulaceae
Product: E3 ubiquitin-protein ligase RSL1
Biological process (GO): protein ubiquitination
Molecular function (GO): ubiquitin-protein transferase activity; zinc ion binding
Source: RefSeq, a predicted model, not a curated record